Messenger RNA from Striga asiatica, 342 nucleotides. The record is from the annotation of a GenBank genome assembly. Lineage: Eukaryota; Viridiplantae; Streptophyta; Magnoliopsida; Lamiales; Orobanchaceae.
AUGAAGCGCGUUUUGCCCGUUAUCGUCAUUCUUGCUGUCUUGUCAUUGGCAGUGCAACCUGGCUGGGCCGUGACCUGUGGCCAGGUGGACGCUGCCCUGGCCCCAUGCAUCAGUUUUCUGACUGGACAUGCAGACAGCCCGCCACCGGGGUGCUGUGCUGGCGUGAAGACCGUCAAGGGUUUGGCCCAAACAACGGCUGAUAAACGGGCCUGUUGCAGCUGUGUUAAGACAGCCGCAAUUCGGAUUGAUGACCUCAAGGACUCGGCUGCCCAGAGUUUGCCGACUAGUUGUGGGGUCCAGCUGGAUAUUCCCGUGUCGCGUACCGUUGAUUGUGACAAGUGA